Messenger RNA from Hansenula anomala, 3110 nucleotides. RefSeq names its product aminophospholipid-translocating P4-type ATPase NEO1 (gene NEO1). The record is from RefSeq and is a predicted model, not a curated record. Gene Ontology annotation, molecular function: magnesium ion binding; ATP hydrolysis activity; ATP binding. The transcript has a single exon. NCBI's taxonomy places the organism in Eukaryota, Fungi, Ascomycota, Saccharomycetes, Phaffomycetales, Wickerhamomycetaceae. Gene Ontology annotation, biological process: phospholipid translocation; retrograde vesicle-mediated transport, Golgi to endoplasmic reticulum; endocytosis. Gene Ontology annotation, cellular component: trans-Golgi network; endosome; plasma membrane. The coding region runs from base 21 to 3110 and encodes 1029 amino acids.
CAAAUCAACACAAAGACUCCAUGGAUGAUUUACUUCAUGUUGAUAAUGCACCACUGAUAACUGAUUCCUCAAAAUCAAAGCAUGGGGCCAAGAGCACAUGGUCAAACGGGUUGAAAAAGUUGUUUAAAUCCAAAGAUAGUGCAUCAUCAGUACAACUGACAGAUGAACAUACUGAACGAGAAGUUUAUCCAGGAGUACCCAAACAAAGCUUCCCAAACAAUGCUAUAUCAAAUGCCAAAUAUAAUCCAAUAACAUUCAUUCCAAUCAUCUUAUAUGAACAAUUCAAGUUUUUCUUCAAUUUAUAUUUCCUUCUAGUUGCAUUAUCACAAGCUAUACCGGCUUUAAGAAUAGGUUAUUUAUCUUCAUAUGUGGUCCCAUUAGCGUUUGUGCUUAUCGUCACAAUGUCUAAAGAAGCGCUUGAUGAUAUCCAAAGAAGGAGAAGAGACACAGAGGCAAAUGGUGAGAUGUAUGAAGUUAUUGGACAAACCAAAUUGGUCCCAAGUAGAAAUUUAGCUGUUGGUGAUUUAGUCAAAUUGCAUAAGGAUAAAAGAAUCCCAGCAGAUAUGAUAUUAUUACAAUCAAGUGAGGCAUCUGGUGAAUCAUUCAUCAAGACUGAUCAAUUAGAUGGUGAAACUGACUGGAAAUUAAGAAUAGCUACACCAUUAACUCAAAAUUUAUCAUUAGAUGACUUGAAAAACAUCAGUAUAACUGCAUCCGCGCCUGAGAAAUCAAUUCAUUCAUUUCUUGGUAGAUUAUCAUAUGAUAAUCAAACAACAGGUCUUACAAUUGAUAAUACACUUUGGGCAAAUACAGUCCUUGCAUCUGGUACUGCAAUCGGUUGUAUUAUUUACACUGGUACUGAUACAAGACAAGCUAUGAACAUGACAAAAUCUGGUGUGAAAACCGGAUUACUUGAGCUGGAAAUCAACAGAGUCUCUAAAAUAUUGUGUAUUUGUGUUUUCGUUUUAUCAUUUGGGUUGGUUUCAAUUCAUGGGUUUGGCUCUAAAUGGUAUGUUGAUGUUAUGAGAUUUUUGAUUUUAUUUUCCACAAUUAUUCCAGUUUCUUUGAGAGUUAACUUGGAUUUGGCUAAAUCCGUUUAUGCUUAUCAAAUUGAACAUGAUCAUGAAAUUGAAGACACUAUUGUUAGAACAAGUACCAUUCCAGAAGAUUUAGGAAGAAUUGAAUAUUUGUUAUCUGAUAAAACAGGUACUUUAACACAAAAUGAUAUGGAGUUGAAAAAAUUACAUCUUGGAACUGUUUCUUAUGCUGGUGAUACUAUGGACAUUGUUGCAGAUUACGUGAAGGACAUUGAUGGUAAAAAUAUCAUCGCCACAAAUAAAAGAGAUUUAGGUACAAGAGUUCGUGAUUUGAUAUCAACUUUGGCUAUCUGUCAUAAUGUUACACCAACAAUUGAAGAUGGUGAAAUCACUUACCAAGCUGCUUCACCAGAUGAAAUCGCAAUUGUUAAAUUCACUGAACAAGUUGGAUUAUCAUUAUUUAAAAGAGAUCGUCAUAAAAUCACCUUGGCACAUGAAGGUUCACAUGAAAAUUUAUCAUAUGAUAUUUUACAAGUUUUCCCAUUCAACUCGGAUACAAAGAGAAUGGGUAUUGUUAUUCGUGAUUUGAAGAAAGAUGAAUUAUGGUUUUUAGAGAAAGGUGCUGAUACUGUCAUGACCAAAAUUGUCCAAAGUAAUGAUUGGCUAGAAGAAGAAACUAGUAAUAUGGCCAGAGAAGGUUUACGGACUUUGGUGAUUGGAAGAAAAAAAUUAACAACCAAACUGUAUGAAACUUUCAAAGAGAAAUAUGAGGAGGCAUCUUCUUCAAUGGUUAAUAGAGACGCGGAAAUGCAAAAGGUGUUACUCCAGUAUUUAGAGCAUGACUUGGAGUUAUUAGGUUUGACAGGUGUUGAGGAUAAAUUACAAAAAAACGUUAAAUCAUCGAUUGAACUUUUGAGAAAUGCUGGUAUCAAAAUAUGGAUGUUGACUGGUGAUAAAGUUGAAACUGCUCGCUGUGUUUCAGUUAGUGCAAGGUUAAUCUCUAGAGGUCAGUAUGUCCAUACAGUUACAAAAAUGACCAAGGUUGAAGGAGCAAUGAACUCUUUGGAGUACUUGAGAGUCAACAACAAUUCGUGUCUUUUGAUUGAUGGGGAAUCUUUGGGUCUUUACCUGAGACAUUAUAGAAAGGAGUUUUUUGAUAUUGUUGUCCAAUUACCUUGUGUCAUUGCAUGUCGUUGUACACCUCAACAAAAGGCAGAUGUUGCUGUUCUGAUUAGAGAAAUCACACAUAAAAGAGUAUGCUGUAUUGGUGAUGGUGGUAAUGAUGUUAGUAUGAUUCAAUGUGCCGAUGUAGGUGUCGGUAUUGUUGGUAAAGAAGGUAAGCAAGCUUCUUUAGCUGCUGAUUUUUCAAUCACUCAAUUUUGCCACUUGACAACACUACUAUUGUGGCAUGGCAGAAACAGUUAUAAAAGAUCUGCAAAAUUAGGACAGUUUGUUAUACAUAGAGGUUUAUUGAUUUCAGUUGCUCAAGCCGUUUUUUCAAUUACAUCUGCAUAUGAACCAAUUGCAUUGAUUACAGGAUUUUUAAUGGUUGGUUAUGCCACAUGCUAUACAAUGAUGCCUGUUUUUGCACUUGUUUUUGAUUAUGAUGUCAACAAGGAGGUUUGCUUUGUGUUUCCAGAGUUGUAUCAUGAGCUCACCUCUGGUAAAUCUUUGAGUUACGUUACUUUUUUUGUUUGGUGCGCGGUUUCAUUGUUUCAAGGAAGUGUUAUUCAAUUGUUUGCACAAGCAUUUACUAGUAUUAAUGAAGUCGAUUUCACAAAAAUGGUUGCUUUGUCGUUUUCUGGUUUGGUUUUGAAUGAACUGGCCAUGGUUGGGAUUGAAAUUCACACAUGGAGUAAGAUAUUAAUAUUUUCAGAAGUUGCAACAUUAUUACUUUACGUUGGGUCAGUUCCAUUCUUAUCUGAAUACUUUGAUUUACCCUUCAUGAGCACUUUAAAAUUCUACUGGCAAUUAGCAGUUAUAUUAUCUGUUUCCGUUGUUCCAAUUUGGUUAUCCAAGGUUGUUUAUAAGAAGAUAUAUCCACCAAAUUAUGCCAAGGUUCAAGGUUAUUAG